Molecule: messenger RNA, 3609 nt
Organism: Musa acuminata AAA Group (dessert banana)
Lineage: Eukaryota; Viridiplantae; Streptophyta; Magnoliopsida; Zingiberales; Musaceae
Product: protein argonaute PNH1-like
Exons: 23
Coding region: 528-3395 (955 amino acids)
Biological process (GO): regulatory ncRNA-mediated post-transcriptional gene silencing
Cellular component (GO): cytoplasm
Molecular function (GO): RNA endonuclease activity; protein binding; RNA binding
Source: RefSeq, a predicted model, not a curated record
CGCGCAUGCUUCCCGAGCGGUCUUCGCUCCUCCGUCCCACGCACAUUCUCUGCAAUCGCUGCGUCGGUAUGGACGCCCCCAUAUCUUCCUCGCCUUGGUUCUUUGUCUAGCUCUCAACCCUAGACGACGCACCAGAGGGCCACGGACAGAGGGGGGAGGAAGGAAGGAAGGCGCGCACCAGCAAAAGAGCACGUACCUGUGUCGAGAAAGGAGAUCGGAAAGCCCUUCUUGCUUUUGGCGACGGAUGGGGUGUGCCUUAUUAUAAUCCCACCGCGCGAGUCGGCAAGCGUGGAGGCGAGCUUAUAAAAAUACGCGACCAAGGAGGAGGUUGCUUCUUGCAAUCGCACGCUCCCACCUCAAAAGACCUCGCUCUUUCUUUAUCGGUGGUGCAGUCGCAGCAGCAGCAGUGGAGGGUGAGAGAUCCUGUCGCAGCCAGCAGCUGAGCUUACCUUUGCCUUUCGCUGUCUUUCUGCUGGUGCGCCCCUCAGAAGGCUCGAUAAAUACAUGUGGGUUCGUACUGGCUUGCAAUGUUAGCUGAUGUAGAGAGACGAGGUGCUUGCUUCUGUCCUUCGCCGUCGCCGUACACCGCCCCGAUGCCCAGCCGGCAGAUGACGAGUGCACUCAAGGGCGAGAAGCACAUUGUCUCGAAGAAGCCUCUGCACAACAGCGUGAACCAGCAGAAGCUCGACAACGGAUGCCAGCCACAGGAAGUGAAGAGCAUGGGCCGCCGUCGGGGGAGAGCGAGAGGCAAGGCCGCGGGGCGGCAGGUGAAGUUGGAAGCGGAAGCCGGACUCGAAAAAGUUGCUCCUCCUGUGUCAAGCAAGGGCAUUGUUUUCUGCCGGCGGCCAGGAUUUGGACAGGAAGGCACCAGGUGCAUUGUUAAGGCCAAUCAUUUCCUUGCCGAGUUGCCUGAUAAGGAUUUAAAUCAAUAUGAUGUGACAAUUAUACCGGAAGUAAGUUGUAGGAGUAUGAACAGGGCUAUUAUUGCAGAAUUGGUGAGACUGUAUAGGGAGACCGAGUUGGGAACGAGGCUUCCGGCUUAUGAUGGAAGGAAGAGCCUUUAUACAGCAGGGAGUUUGCCCUUUAAUUCGAAGGAGUUCAUCAUAAGGCUCGUGGAGGAUGAUGAUGGAAUGGGGGUUACUAGAGAAAAGGAGUACAGAGUUGGGAUCAAGUUUGUAGCCCGUGCCGACCUUCACCAUUUGCGCCAGUUUAUAGCUGGACAGCAGACUGAUGCUCCCCGGGAAGCCCUUCAGGUUCUUGAUAUUGUUCUGAGGGAAUUAUCAAAUCAAAGGUACAUAUCCGUCGGAAGAUGCUUUUAUUCUCCAGAUAUCAGAAAACCACAACGGCUGGGUGAUGGCUUGCAGUCAUGGUGUGGAUUCUACCAGAGUAUCAGACCAACCCAGAUGGGUCUCUCACUCAAUAUCGAUCCGUCAUCCACUGCUUUCAUCGAUCCUCUUCCUGUGAUUGAGUUUGUAGCUCAGGUCCUAGGCAAAGAUGUAUUGUCUAGACCAUUAUCAGAUGCUGAUCGUAUAAAGAUCAAGAAGGCCUUGAGAGGUGUCAAAGUUGAGGUCACACACAGGGGAAAUGUGCGGAGGAAAUAUCGAGUUUCAGGCCUAACGUCACAACCUACACAUGAACUGAUCUUCCCAAUUGAUGAUCAGAUGAAUAUGAAAUCUGUGGUCGAAUACUUCAAAGAGAUGUAUGGGUUUACAAUUCAGUAUGCUCAUCUUCCUUGCCUUCAGGUAGGAAAUCAGAAGAAGGCAAAUUAUCUUCCAAUGGAGGCUUGCAAGAUAGUUGAGGGACAGAGAUAUACAAAGAGGCUGAAUGAGAAGCAAAUUACUUCCUUGCUAAAAGUUACAUGUCAGAGACCCAGAGAUCAAGAAACUGAUAUUUUGCAGACAGUUCGUCAAAAUGCUUAUGGGCAUGAUCCCUAUGCAAAGGAGUUUGGAAUCAACAUCAGUGAGAAGCUAACCUCAGUGGAAGCUCGAGUACUUCCUGCUCCAUGGCUUAAGUAUAAUGACACUGGGAAGGAAAAAGAGUGCCUGCCUCAAGUUGGUCAGUGGAAUAUGAUGAAUAAGAAAGUGAUCAAUGGAUGCACAGUAAAUUACUGGGCCUGCAUUAACUUUUCUCGGAGUGUUCAGGAAAAUACUGCUCGUAGUUUUUGUCAGGAGCUAGCACAGAUGUGCCAAGUAUCUGGCAUGGAAUUUGACCAUGAACCAGUUAUCCCAAUAUAUUCUGCAAGGCCAGACCAAGUGGAGAAGGCCUUAAGGCAUGUAUAUAAUGCAGCAACCAACAAACUGAAGGGAAAAGAGCUAGAGCUUCUUAUAGCCAUCCUCCCUGAUAAUAAUGGUUCUUUAUACGGUGAUCUUAAACGAAUAUGUGAAACUGAUUUGGGGUUGAUCUCCCAGUGCUGCCUCACAAAGCAUGUAUUUAAGAUCAGCAAACAAUACCUUGCAAAUGUCUCACUCAAAAUAAAUGUCAAGAUGGGAGGAAGAAACACUGUGCUAUUAGAUGCCAUAAGUUGGAGAAUUCCUUUGGUCAGCGAUAUACCAACUAUCAUUUUUGGAGCAGAUGUAACACAUCCUGAGACUGGAGAAGAUUCUAGUCCAUCUAUUGCUGCUGUUGUUGCCUCUCAGGACUGGCCCGAAGUUACAAAGUAUGCUGGACUGGUCUGUGCUCAAGCACAUCGACAAGAGCUCAUUCAGGAUCUUUUCAAGACAUGGCAUGAUCCUCAACGGGGUACAGUUACAGGAGGCAUGAUCAGGGAACUACUGAUAUCUUUCCGGAAGGCAACAGGACAAAAGCCAUUGAGGAUAAUCUUCUAUAGGGAUGGUGUUAGUGAAGGGCAGUUCUAUCAAGUCUUGCUAUAUGAACUAGAUGCUAUUCGCAAGGCAUGCGCAUCCUUAGAACCAAAUUACCAGCCUCCUGUGACUUUUGUGGUGGUGCAAAAACGCCAUCAUACAAGAUUAUUUGCAAACAAUCACAAAGACAGAAGUAGCACAGACAAGAGUGGAAAUAUCCUACCCGGAACUGUGGUUGAUACUAAGAUAUGUCAUCCUGCUGAGUUUGACUUCUACCUAUGCAGUCAUGCAGGAAUACAGGGUACUAGUCGACCAGCCCACUACCAUGUUCUAUGGGAUGAGAACAAUUUUACGGCAGAUGAAAUGCAGACGCUGACAAACAAUCUCUGUUACACAUAUGCUCGGUGCACCCGGUCUGUUUCUAUUGUGCCACCUGCAUAUUAUGCUCAUCUAGCUGCCUUCCGAGCUCGGUUCUACAUGGAUCCAGAGGUAUCCGAGAACGCAUCACGCAGCAUGCACCAGACAAAUGGAUCCUCUGUGAAGCCCCUGCCUGCCCUUAAAGACAAGGUGAAGAGGGUGAUGUUCUACUGCUAGAAGGGAGGGAGGAGCAGCAAAGAAAUUACUUUGUAAAUCCAUGUUAUGUUUAUACUAUAGAGAGGCAGCUUCAGUUUUCCAGCAUGCUGGUUCCCAAACUAAGCCUUGCAGCCUUGUUGGGAACUGAAUUCUUGGUGUUGUAUACUAGCUAUUUCAGGAAAUGUGAUACAUGACUGAUGAUAUGCCAAUGUUGUGUUCUAUGUUUGAGCUUCCA